CUGUGUCGUAUCAUAUUAAACUUCACGCUUUGGCCGGCUAUGAACCAAUGAGUGACCUUGUGUGAACUUUUUUAAUUAGUUUUUAAGAUUAUGGAUAUUGAUAAAAAAAUCUGACCUCGGAUCUCACCCAGGUCAUCCUCUUUUGUUAGUUAUAGUGCAUUUAUGUUCAAAAAGUUAGAAUAACUAAAGUUUCUUUAAAGUUUGAAGUCUUUUGUUUGGAACAGGAGGAAGCAGAAGGUUGUAAGAAAUGGGAGGUAAAUUUUCAUCACUUGAUCCAAAAGAAAUUGAAGUUCCUAAGCUUCAUGUUAUGUUGGAAAGAGAUGGUUAUUUAAAACCAUAUGAGACUGAAUACAGACGCAGGUAUGCCUGCUUCUUGGAUUAUGUUGAUAAGGUGUCAGAAGGUGAAGGAGGACUGGAAAAUUUUACUCAGGGAUAUAAAUGGUUUGGGAUCCACAUCAAUUCCGACAACUCUGUCACAGCGAGGGAGUGGGCUCCUGGAGCUACUGAACUGUUCUUGUUUGGAGAUUUCAAUCAAUGGAAUAAGUUUGCCCAUCCUUACAAGAAACUUGAGUAUGGGAAGUGGGAACUGCACAUUCCUCCAAAUGAAGAUGGAUCUUGUGUCAUGAAACAUUUGUCAGAAGUCAAGCUUGUUAUUCGCACGCAAAGCGGAGAUUUGGUUGAGCGGCUGUCACCAUGGGCCACGUACGUCGUGCAGCCUCCACGUGAGGAAGGUUUUGUGUUCAAACAACGUAUCUACCACCCACCUCCCACCCAGAAGUACAUAUUCAAACAUCCAAAACCCAAGAGACCAGAAAGUCUGCGUAUCUACGAGUGUCAUGUGGGGAUAGCAUGUCCUGAAGGCAGAGUGGGGCAGUACAAAGAAUUUACUCAAAAUGUCAUUCCACGUAUAAAAAAACAAGGUUACAACACCAUUCAGCUGAUGGCAAUAAUGGAACACGCUUACUAUGCGAGCUUUGGCUAUCAAAUUACAAGCUUUUACGCAGCAUCCAGCCGCUACGGUCCACCUGAUGACCUAAAGGAGUUGGUGGAUGUGGCACACGCAAAUGGUCUGUACGUACUGUUGGACAUGGUUCACUCCCAUGCCUCCAAGAACGUACUGGAUGGCCUCAAUCAGUUUGACGGCACCAACAGUUGCUUCUUCCAUGACGGUCCUCGUGGGGAACACUCGCUGUGGGACAGUCGGUUGUUCAACUAUUCUGAGUAUGAGGUGCUGCGGUUUCUUCUAUCCAAUUUACGGUGGUACGUGGAAGAGUACGGAUUUGACGGUUUCCGGUUUGACGGUGUCACAUCUAUGUUGUACCACUCGAGAGGUAUAGGCCAAGGAUUCAGCGGCCACUACGAUGAGUAUUUUGGCCUUAAUGUGGACACCGAGGCGAUAGUGUACCUCAUGCUGGCCAACCAUAUCCUGCACAAACUGUACCCAGAACUCACAACCAUUGCCGAGGACGUCUCAGGAAUGCCUGGGUCAUGUCGUCCAGUGGAAGAAGGGGGGAUAGGUUUCGACUACCGUCUGGCCAUGGCUAUCCCGGACAAGUGGAUCAAGUUACUGAAGGAGACAUCUGACGAAGACUGGAACAUGGGCAACAUCGUUCACACCCUGACCAAUCGUCGCUGGAUGGAGAAGGCUGUGGCGUACGCCGAAUCUCAUGAUCAGGCUCUAGUUGGUGAUAAAACCAUCGCAUUUUGGCUGAUGGACAAGGAAAUGUACACGCACAUGUCAGUUAUGUCUGACCCAUCUCCCAUCAUAGACCGUGGUAUCGCUCUACACAAGAUGAUACGACUCAUCACCCAUGGGUUGGGAGGAGAAGCAUGGCUUAAUUUUAUUGGUAACGAGUUCGGACAUCCGGAGUGGUUAGAUUUCCCUCGAGCGGGCAACAAUGACUCUUACCACUACGCGAGGCGGCAGUGGAACUUGGUGGACGAUGACUUGCUCAAAUACAAGUUCCUCAACAACUUUGAUGCUGCCAUGAACCAUCUAGAGGAAAAAUACGGAUGGCUUCACAAGGACCCCGGAUAUGUAAGCUGGAAGCAUGAAAGUGACAAGGUGAUAGUGUUUGAGAGAGCCGAACUGCUGUUUGUGUUCAACUUCCACCCGACUCAGAGCUUCCCCGACUACAAACUCGGGGUGGAGCUGGCCGGUGACUACAGGGUAGUCCUCAACUCCGACGACCCCAGUUUCGGCGGUCACAACAGGGUGGACAACAGUGUCGUACACGUUUCCAGUCCUGAGGGUUUCGCUUGGAGAAGAAACUGCAUCCAGGCUUAUCUGCCAUCCCGAGUGGCUCUGGUGUUUGCUAGGAACUAGGACUCGUCUGGCAGUUCAGCGAUAGUGUUCACCUCUCUAGGGAAUAAUUUUGAUAUUUUGUAUAUCUAACAAAGGAACUGAUGCACAAAGUUGCUCAAUGCAACUUUCCAUCACAAAAAGACUGGACAAUGCACCCUAAUGCCAAUUGUUAUACACAUUGAACUUAAAAAUUUCAAUAAUCUAAGUUUUUUAAAAUUUAUAUAAGGAAGUUUACUGUGAUAGCAAAAUGUUAAGCAUUUCCAGUAUCAGUUGCCUGUGAUUUAAUUUCAUUGAUCAUUACAUUGUUCCUUCAGGACAUUUUUUUGAGCAGCUGAUUCUACAAUCAAAAUAUUUUUUAUAGAUUUUUUUGGGAAUUGUUAUUGAUCUAGUCUUUAAAUACAAAUGCUAUAUUUUAUAUAUAAAUGUAUCGUUUAGUUGGUUGUUUAGAAUAGUCAAUAUCGAGAUUAUCUUAGAUUUAGUGGGGUACUUUCCACAAGCAAAGUAGUAGCUUUAUUCAAUUAGUACAAGUAAAUUAGUACCCAUUAAAGCCAUUUCUAUACAAAUUAAUCAGUGUAUUUAUAGGUUUACAUUGUAACAUUCUAUUAUUUAAAAAAAAUGUCUUGCCCUCAGCCAUGUUUAAUGUUUUACGUUUGUUAAAAAACAGAGCCUAUGAAGUUAUUACUUAGCUUAGUUUUUAAGUCUGUUAUCAGCUGAAUUGUUGAAUAAAUGUAUCAUCCUGUUUUUUUUUAUAGUUUUAUACAACUAUGUGCCUUAAAGUUAUAAAUAAAUAUAAAUUAUU
Homalodisca vitripennis (glassy-winged sharpshooter) is the source of this 3104-nucleotide messenger RNA. RefSeq names its product 1,4-alpha-glucan-branching enzyme (gene AGBE). Gene Ontology annotation, cellular component: cytoplasm. Gene Ontology annotation, biological process: glycogen biosynthetic process. NCBI's taxonomy places the organism in Eukaryota, Metazoa, Arthropoda, Insecta, Hemiptera, Cicadellidae. The transcript is spliced from 14 exons. The record is from RefSeq and is a predicted model, not a curated record. Bases 248 to 2326 code for a protein of 692 amino acids. Gene Ontology annotation, molecular function: hydrolase activity, hydrolyzing O-glycosyl compounds; 1,4-alpha-glucan branching enzyme activity; cation binding.